Vitis vinifera (wine grape) is the source of this 14799-nucleotide messenger RNA. Its product is annotated as DDT domain-containing protein PTM. The record is from RefSeq and is a predicted model, not a curated record. NCBI's taxonomy places the organism in Eukaryota, Viridiplantae, Streptophyta, Magnoliopsida, Vitales, Vitaceae. The coding region runs from base 190 to 5844 and encodes 1884 amino acids. The transcript is spliced from 11 exons.
GUGUUUCAGAUAUUUUGCUAUCUUGCGCCUCUCUCUUUCUCUCGACGCUUUUUGUAUAUAAGGCAGUAGCAUCAUUUUCAGAGAGAGAGAGAGAGAGGAGGAAGGAAGAAAAUCUCAAGGGUUUAGGCCCAGAUAUCCUCUGCAAUAACCCUAGCUUUCUUCUUCUUCUUCUUCUUUAACUUCUUAGAAAUGGAGUUUGUGGGAAGACCAGUGAAGAAGGAGUUUCAUGGGUUUGGGAUUUUCUCGGGACUCGUCAAAUCCUAUGACCCAGAAUCUGGUUUCUUCGAAAUACUGUACGAAGAUGGCGAUUCUGAGGAGCUGGAAUGGUCUGAACUUGCUUUCCUGUUGGAGGGUGAGGUGGCUGAUCCUGGUCUGGUCGAGUUGACCCAGAAGCCUCGGGUUGGUCGCAAGCCCAAGAAACGGCGGAGAGUGGAGAUUAAGCCUGAAAAUCCGGAGAAUUCAGGUAACACUUCUGGACAUUUGGAUAAUUUGAAUGGUGGGUUUUCGGAAACCCUAGGGAAAUCUGGGGAAGGUGUGGGAAAAUUUGGGGUGAAUGGUGGCUUUGAUUUAAAUGAUGGGUUUAAUUUUAAUAAUGGGUGCAGUUUGAGUGUUGAUUGUGAGGAAAAUGUGACGAGGAGUAAUUAUAUUGAUUUGAAUUUGAAUGUGAAUGGUGAUUUUGAUGAAAGCUCAAAGGCGAUUGAGUUGGGUUGUGCUGUUGUGGAAACCCGGAAGAAGGGAUGUUCUUUUGAUUUGAAUUUGGGGUUAGACGAUGAAAUGAAGGACGCAGAUGUUGAAUGUGGAGGACAGUUGAAAGAAAUUCAUGUAGAUGGUGGUGGUGGGGGUGGUGCAAAUGGGACUUUGGAGGGAGGUGUCUCAGCGAAGGGUGUCAAUGAUUCCAGAGAGUUUGUGUUGGCAGAUUCUGGUUUGUGGCAGGUUGGAGUUCCAAGGGAAGAUGGUAUUUCAAUGGCACUUUGGAUGGAAAAUGCUUCUAACUGUGUAAAUCAUAGUGCAUUUUCUGAAGUUCAAUUGGAGGGUCUCUCUGGAGAUAGCAUUGCCGUAAUCAGUGGAUGUCAGGGAAACUUGGUAAGCCCAUAUAACGAAGGAAAAAGAGGUAGAAAGAGAAGAAAACUAUUAAAUAAUUUGACAUCUGGGACAGAAACAGUGUUGAGAAGAAGUACUCGAAGAGGGUCUGCCCAGAAAGGUAAUGUUUCAAGCAUAAUGGUACCAUUUGCAGUCAGUGAUGGAUCCCCAUCUGCAGCUGUUAGUCUAGUAUCAGAGGGGAAGCCUAUUAUCUCUGGUCAUGCAGGAAUUGAAGAUUGCAUUGGUCUUCCCCCAAAGCUGCAAUUGCCCCCUUCAUCACAGAACUUGAAUUUGGAUGGAAUUCCCAUAUUUGACUUUUUCUCUGUUUAUGCCUUUUUAAGGUCAUUUAGUACAUUAUUAUAUUUAAGUCCCUUUGAGUUGGAAGAUUUUGUGGAAGCAUUGAGAUGCAAUUUUUCUAACCCUUUGUUCGAUUCUGUCCAUGUUUCUCUAUUGCAAACUUUGAGAAAGCAUUUGGAAUUUCUAUCAGAUGAAGGUUCCCAAUCUGCUUCCAGUUGUUUGAGGUGUCUUAAUUGGGGUUUGCUGGAUUCAGUUACAUGGCCAGUGUUCAUGGCUGAAUACCUACUGAUUCAUGGUUCAGGUUUGAAACCUGGUUUUGAUUUUAGUUGUUUGAAGCUAUUUGACAAUGACUACUGCAAACGACCUGUGGCUGUAAAGGUUGAGAUACUUCGAUGUCUGUGUGAUGAUGUGAUUGAAGUGGAGGCGCUAAGAUCAGAGCUCAGUAGAAGAUCAUUGGCAGCUGAGCCUGAUAUGGAAUUCAAUCGGAAUGUUAACAUUGAGAUCUGCAAGAAAAGGAGGGCUAUGAUGGAUGUUUCAGGUGGUUCUUGCUUGGCUGAGGAGGUUGUUGAUGAAAUCAAUGACUGGAAUAGUGAUGAAUGCUGCCUCUGCAAGAUGGAUGGAAACUUAAUAUGCUGUGAUGGAUGUCCUGCUGCAUAUCAUUCAAGAUGUGUAGGUGUUGCUAGUGAUCUUUUGCCAGACGGUGACUGGUAUUGCCCUGAGUGUGCAAUUGACAAGGAUAAGCCCUGGAUGAAGCAGCGAAAAUCACUUCGAGGAGCAGAGCUGUUGGGAGUUGAUCCUCAUGGUCGUCUGUAUUUUAGCAGCUAUGGUUACUUAUUGGUGUCAGAUUCAUGUGACACUGAAUCCUCAUUCAAUCAUUACUCCAGAAAUGAAUUGAAUGAUGUUAUUGAAGUGCUGAAGUUUUCAGAGAUUCAUUACGGUGAAAUAAUAACUGCAAUCUGCAAGCACUGGGGAUCCUCUGUUAAUUUAAAUGGAGCAACUAGCAGUUUGGACUCUGAGAACCAUGCUAUAUUUUCAGAUAUGGUUAGGAAAGCACAAACCACUGCCAUUUGUAUGACCCCGCUACCUUGGACACCUGAAACCUGUGCGGUUAAGGAGGAGAGCACUGAUGAAAGAAAGCCAGGAGAGAAAUCUGUUGCUGAAGUUUCUCUCAGCUGUGGGGUUUCAAAGUCUAUUACCUUGUUGAAUUCAACGAUUGUGAACAGUUCUAUGGAGAUAGAAAAUCCUAUUGCAAGUUCUGAACAAUCAGCAGAAAUUAUACAAUCGAGCACAGGCAUUCAGAAUUUCCAGAAUCAUGGGUCAGACUGUUUAAAUACAUCUGCUAGAAUCUCAAAUCAAGCUGAGAGUCCUGAAAAAACCCCACCUGUUGGGAACUGUUCUAUAUCUACUAGCAUUGAUGUUGAACAAGAAAAAAAGAUAGAAUCUGCAGUCGAUGGCCAUACUUCAUCUCCCAUACACACGAGAAAAGAGGAUGUAUCACAGGUACAGUGUGGAAUUGAUUACACAAACUAUUACAGUUUUGCUCAAACAGCCUCAUCAGUUGCAGAAGAGUUAAUGCAUAAGUCAUCCGACAAGAGCAAAGAACACUCCACAACAUCAGCUGAGGAAAUAAUUUCAGCACAGAUAAAAGCCAUUUCAAAGAAUUUUACGAAGUUUUGUUGGCCAAAUGCUCAGAGUCUAACCAUGGAUGCUGAGAAAGAAAAUUGUGGGUGGUGCUUCUCUUGCAAAGAUUCCACUGGUGACAAGAAUUGCUUGUUUAAAACGAAUUUUAUGGUGCCUGUUCAGGAAGGUUCUAAAAGUGAGGGGGUUGGCCUCCAAUCAAAGAAGAAUAGGAAAGGCCAUCUUGUUGAUGUCAUAAAUUACAUCCUCUCUAUUGAAGUUCGCCUGCGUGGGCUUCUCAUGGGUCCAUGGAUGAAUCCACAUCAUGCUAAACUUUGGUGUAAAAAUGCUCUCAAGGCAUCUGAUGUUGCAUCAGUAAAACAUCUGCUGCUCACAUUAGAGUCAAAUUUGCGUCGCCUUGCACUCUCUGCUGAUUGGUUGAAACAGAUGGAUUCUUUUAUUACAAUGGGUUCAGCUUCUCACAUUGUGAUAAGUUCGCGUGCAUCUUCAAAGCUUGGGGUUGGGAAAAAACGGACUAGGUGUUCUGGUUUUGUCUCCAAACCUUCAUCAAAUGCAGCCACAGGAUUGAGUUUAUUUUGGUGGAGGGGUGGUAGGCUUUCACGUAAGUUGUUCAAUUGGAAGGUUUUGCCUCGCUCUUUGGCUUCCAAGGCUGCUCGACAAGCUGGAUGUACAAAGAUACCGGGCAUAUUAUAUCCUGAAAGUUCAGAAUUUGCAAAAAGAAACAAGUAUGUUGUCUGGCGAUCUGCUGUUGAGACCUCAACAAGUGUAGAGCAGCUUGCUUUGCUGGUUAGAGAGCUUGAUUUGAACAUUAGGUGGGAUGACAUUGAAAACACGCAUCCUCUCUUUAAGUUGGACAAGGAAGCUAGAAAAUCUAUCAGGCCAUUCAGGAAGGUUAUAAUCCGCAGAAAGUGCAUAGAAGGAACAAUAUCAAAGUAUCUACUUGAUUUUGGCAAGAGAAAAAUCAUCCCUGAUGUGGUCGUUAAGCAUGGGUCUAUUCUUGAAGAGUCCUCUAGUGAAAGGAAGAAAUACUGGCUGGAUGAAUCUCAUGUUCCCUUGCAUCUCUUGAAAGCCUUUGAAGAGAAGAGAAUUGCUCGCAAAUCCAGUAAUAUUAAUUCCGGAAAACUAAAUGAGGGUGGUAGAGAAAUGAAGAAGCCCUCCAAGGACAAGGGUUUUUCGUACCUUUUCUUGAAGGCCGAAAGAUCUGAGAAUUAUCAAUGUGGACACUGUAAGAAAGAUGUCCUGACCAGGGAAGCUGUAAGCUGCCAGUACUGCAAAGGCUAUUUCCAUAAAAGGCAUGUCAGAAAAUCUGCUGGUUCCAUCAGUGCUGAAUGUACGUAUACAUGUCAUAAAUGCCAGGAUGGGAAGCCCAUGAAGAUCAACGCAAAAAUUGGGAAUGUCCAGUCUCAAAAGGGUAAAAAAGGCUCCACAGAUUUGUAUAAGAAAAAAGGAAAAGCCUACAAAAAUUGCAGGCUAUUGGGAUCAAAAAGUGGUAAAAAAAUUUUCACAAAGGAACAGCCUGUGCGUUCAUGUAAGGGUAGAAAACCCUCCACAGGUAAACGGCCUGUACGAUCACUUGUCAAGAGAGAAGUUUCCACAGUUGUUCCUCUUCGGCGUUCAGCAAGGAAAAUUAAAUUUGUGUCUCUGCAAAAUAAAAAUCUUGAAGAACAGGACAAAGGCAAACAGGAAAAAGGCAAACAGGAAAAAGGUAAACAGGUUAAAUCAAUGAAAUCCAAAAAGAGGACACCUAAGAAGCCAAAGAAAGAGACCUCUUGGAAGAAGAAGAAGAGGAGGACACUGGUUUGUUACUCUUACUGGCUUAACGGUCUCCUAUUGUCUAGAAUGCCAAAUGAUGAUCGAGUGAUGCAGUUUAGGAGGGAAAGACUUUUUGUCCCUUCUGAACACUUGAACGUUGUCAUUGAUAAACCCACCUGUCAUCUUUGUGCUGAAGCAGGACAUACACCAAUGCUAAACUACAUUAACUGUGAAAUCUGUGGAGAUUGGUUUCAUGGAGAUGCUUUUGGACUUGAUGUGGAAACUAUUGGUAAUCUUAUCGGUUUUAGGUGCCAUGAAUGCUGUAAGAGGACACCCCCUGCAUGCCCACAUUUGCAAGGUAUGAGCCGCGAUGAGGCACAAUUGGAUGAGGUGAAAAGUGAUGUAGGGAUUGACUGUUUGGUUCCCCAAAGUGAGGCAUAUGUCAGACAAGAAUCUCAGUCAGAUGAGGAUUCUCCAGGUUUAUUUGUGGUUGAUGAGUCCAUUCAUAAGGAGGAGCAAGUAGGUGCAGUUCCAGGUUCAAAUCAGGGGCCCAUUUUGAAACCUAAGUUGGAAGGUGAAAACGGGCACUUGCUCGCUUUUGAGAUGCAGAAAACAGAUGCAACUGAAAGUUCUGAUGAUAAGGAUUUUGAAGCUGGUGUACCAAUGAAAACUGAAGAGAAUCUUACAUUGGAAGAGAAUACCAUUGAGUUAGGAAAAGAAAAUGUUACUGUGGAACCCCCAUCCUGUGAGGCUGAUGUUGAUAUGACAGACACAGAAAUUGCAUCAUCAAGGCAUGAGGAAGCAACUAAUGGUUUGUUGAAAUCAAUCAUUCUAGAUGAGGCAGUGGGGGAUUCACUUUUUCAGGCGAAGCUCCUAUCCUGCAAGGCUGAUGUGGAUGUGACAGACACAGAAAUGGGAUCAUCAAGGCAUGAGGAAGCGACCAAUGGUUUGUUGAAGACAUCGGUCAUCCUAAAAGAGCCAGUUGAUGGAACUCUUGUUGACUCAUCUAAGUUGCAUCAGACAAUUCUGGCAUCAGGUGAACUAUUAGAUAUGGGAGAAAAAAAAUGUUUAGAUUAGAUUCUGAGCUGUCCUUCAACUGAUGUAACAAGGCUGCCAAUACCAUAGAGGCUAGAACCAUUUGUGAAUAUUCUAAUGUCGUGGAGAUUCAGGGCAGAAUUAAAAAGCUAUAUUGGGAUAUUCAUUUAAAACUGAAAAAUAAAGUCCCCAUUUGAGGAAUGAUUUACAUGGGCAAGAGCAAGAGAACUGCUUCAAUCUUCUUCUUUUUUUCUUUCUCUCUUUUUCUUUUUCUUUCUUUAUUUUAUUUUUUUUUGGAGUUUUUUUAAGGUGGGAGAUUGCUCCCUUUGUUUCAUUUUUGAUGUUUGAUUCAGAAAUGGUUAGCAGUUUGUUCUUGGGAUGGAUAUCUGGUAGGCGGGUUUUUUGGUAUAUGGUUCUUGACCAGGUCUUCUAAUGUUCUUCGUGUGCCCCAGACAGCUUAUCCUAUGGCUGGCUUUUUCAAACUAUUCAAAUUAGUUUUGUUCUUCAAGGGAUCUCAGAGGCUUGGAAUAGCUUGCAAUGGGUGUAUUGAAGGCUUACUGUAACAUGUUAUUUUGUAGCCAAGUGAGUAGUGGUAAUUUUACAUUUGGCCCUGACUCUUCAAUUUCUUGAUUCAAAGGUAUAACAAGAUUCAUACUCCCUUGUUUGCCUGAAACAUUUUUCAAAAAACUGUUCAUAUUAGAUGUAAUUUUGUUCAGUGAUUAUAAGAAAAAGAUAGAUAUAUUCUUUUUUAGUGCACUGAUUCUAAUUACCAAUGUAAUUUUUUUAUCAUGCAGUAGUCAUAUGAUGCUUUUAUGUUCCAUCGUUUUUGUGGUUCAUCCCCUCUACAUGUCAGGCUCAUAAUUGACUGCUUUCUUACAUGUUGAAUGUGGUUUGAUAUGCUUCAAAGGUUGAUAAAUCUGAAUUUAAGUUUAAUCUCAGGAGAUUGUUAAGUCAGCAGUGAAGUUUAAAUUCAGGCUGCUUUUGUACAUCUAUUUAGCCUAUCAUUCCACAACCCUGCGUUUGAUAUCCGAUGGUAGAAUGAUCUGUUACUUGUUAAAUGUUUCCUUCCUUGAUGUUGAUUCCUUUUUAUCAGAGACAAACAUAUUCAUUGACAUGUUUUGUUCCUUUAUGUUGAUUCUUUUUUAUGUGAAAUAAACAGCAUUAUUCAACUUCAUUCUGGCAUGAAUUCAACUAAGUUUCCACUCUGAAAUUCAUCUGGUCCGUAUAGAAUUAACUCAGUAUUUCAAACAUUUAGUAACUCCUUGCAUGGAGAUGGAUCUCUUUCUUCUCUUUCUUCUUUUUGACUUGGCAAUAAGCAUAGAACAUAUUUUGAAGAGCGUGAAAAGGGGUGCAACCCUAGUGCACAGGCAGUAUACAAUAUGUAUCUAGGCACCAAGAAACAGAAAUGACUACUGUAGCCUUCACUAAUCUGUCAGUGACCUCCUCGAAAGAUCUUCUGGCUCAGUAACCUUUUCUCAACGAGGAAAAUAGGAUCCCUUCAUAUUUUCCUUAAGUUUCUAUCAUAGUUUUUAAUCCCUUUGAGUGUUCUAUUACAUAUAAAAAAAAACUGUUCUUACUCUUUUCUUAUACUCCUAGCAGCAAACUUCCCAUGCCAACUAGAUAGGGCUUGUUUCAUAGUUUACAGGAGCAUCCAAUUCACACCAAAGAGGAUGAAGGAAAAACAGGGGCAUAAAUCAUAGCCACUAUACGUGUAAAAGAAUGUUAUCAGAACUUCCAAUGCCCUGAAUAAACGAAACACCAAUUUGAAAUUUUCCUCUCCUACAAUGUAGUCAAUGCUAAAAUUCUUUUUCAUACUACUUGCACAUAAAGAACACCAUCUUUAUAGGUGUCAAAGUAGCUGAGCUUUCUUUUCAUUUGUUGGCAGUGGGCCUCACCCCUUGUUAUGCAAAGCCCUGCAGAAAUAAUUAAGGGUGUUAUAUUUGGAAGGCAAGUUCCCUUGCAUAAUGUCAUCUCUGUUUCUACCAAUCUCUACUUUGUAUAGCUGGUAAAUAAAGUAAGCAUUUCCUCUUCCUCCCAGUCUUGAACAUACCUGGAGAAGCUUGGAUUCCAAUGACUUCCUUUCUCCCUUACCAUAUAAUCUGCUAUUCGCAUCACCAUAAGCUCUGAACAAAUUGGGGACCCAUACAUGCCCAUUGCCUACUAAUAUAAGUAAGCGGGUUAGGAGAAAGCCAAGUUCCAAUUACCCUCUUGCUUACUCCUGGCUCAUUAGUGCAACCGUCCAAAUUCGCCCCAUAAGUACAAUUACUUGAACAAUCUAUCUCCCCUCCCCCUAUCCCCGAAAAAUGCUAGUCCAGUGUUGAUGCCCAAAAGGAAGCAUUUGACAAUGGCAAUAUGAAAAUGGUUUCAAGUGAAGAGCUGAUCUCCCAUGAAGUUCGAGGAAGAGCUCUCAAUUUGGUUAGUAAUAACUAUCCUAAAGUUCAUAUCUAUCUUUGUGCUUUUGUGAAGGAUUUCUCAUCCUUCACAUGUAUUUUGAAUUCUUAUUCAUUGAAUUUUUGUUUCUGAUUAAACAAAAAAAAAAGAAAAAAAAAAAACUUGCAUUGAGAGAAUUGCAGUAGGAAGCUAUGAGCCAGUAGCUGAAUUCAUCUUCCUGUACACAUGGAUGCAUUGCCAGGAUUCGAACUUUCAGGAUUGUUGUUUUGUUGAGACAUUUAAAACUGUAGGAAAUUACACAAGAGGAGCUGAUAGGUUCAAUAAAGUUUUCUUGUGUUUUAAUGAUUAAUCUGAGUUGAAUUAAUUACUCUGGAAAUAACUGAAAAAACAGGUUAAUAAGGAGAGUUGGAAAAGAUUAUGAAAGUUUAGUAUCUUUUAUGUAUAUAUUAUUAUUAUUGAUCAGACCUUUUAUGUAUACAUUAUCAGGUGUGCUUCAUUUUCGAAAAAAGAAAAAAAAAAAAAGAAGAUUAUGUUAUUCAAGAUUAUGAAAAUUUAGAUAUUUCUAAAACAUUCUUGGUAAGAUAUACUGAAAACUUUAUCAUAUAUUACUGCCUGGUAAUAAGAGAAGAUGAGGCAUAAUGCAGGUCUUUAGUGGAGUAGUAUCAUGAAACAGGAUCUAUAUUGAAAUGUGUCACCCUGGUCCUUUUGGUAUGAGGGGCUAUUGUUUCAAAAUUGCUCAAUAAUAUGACUCUAGCUGACAUUCCAUGAUUAUUUACUGAAACUUAUCUGAUUUUGGGAUUUGUCAUGUGAAUCAUUUAGUGUUGCUGGUACCUGCUAGCAUCUUUCAUAGUUUGCAGUUAUUUUUUUUAUCAGAUUCAUACUUCUUAGUUAUGACCUGUUCAAAGGGGUACAAGCCAAUAAUAUAUUUGUAAAUUGGGAUGAAAUUAUAUUUUAUAGUUUAUCAGACUAUUAUUUCCUGAAUGUUCUCCUUUUUUCUUUUGCUCUUCUUGUAUUUGGAAGAAUGCUUUUUCCCUCUUUUUAUUCUUUUCUUUGGUAAAUUAUUUCUUUCUGAAAAAUGAUUUAGAAAUAGAGGUAGCAGCAUCUGUUAUAUGUUGAGCCUACACACUUUGUACAAAAUCUUUAGAGUAAGAGGAGAAUUGUAGAGAGACGUGGAGUUUCAGUGAGCCAUGAGAAGUCCUUACUCUACAUCCAAGAUAAGUGGUAGGCAGGUGUCUAACUCCACAACCAUAAUCAAAUGUCAACUGCUCCACAUUUUCUACUGUGCGUAUUGGAUUGAGCUCACUUUUCUCCAAGUUAAUUACUUAAUUCAAUCUUGAACCCACUAAUGAAGCCCCCGACAUCUGCCUAGAAAUAAAUCUACUCAAAACUUCCUUCUCCAGAAUGAACAAGUAGGGCGAAAGAGGGUGCUCUUGUCUCAAUCCUCACAUGCUCUGAGGGGAAAAAAGGAUGAAGUCCCAUAAUCAACUUUGAGAAGUGAAAAAUGGAUGUACGAAACCGGAUUUUUGUUUUUUUUUUUGAUAGACAAAAGUUAGUAUUUAGAGAUGCCAAAAAAGGGGGCGCACCGAAUGCUCCUCCCUUUGCUCUCCUAACCCUUUGAUCUACAUACCCUUUUCAAUCAAGUUGAAUCACAUAUGGGAGUACCUUGAAAGCCUUAGUAGUAGAGGCUCAUAGGGAAUAAUACAAAUAAAUUAGGUCCUAUAUCAUCUUUAACGACCUCCAUUUGUCCUAAAAAUUCUUGCAUUUCUUUCUGCCACACUAUCUAAAUCAUCAUAAGGUAGGUGAUUUGCCAUAAAAUUUUGCCUCUUAUAGUACUCUCCAAAUAUCUAAAGGAGAUGGUUAUCAUGUCACUUAUACUUCUAAGGUAUCCAGUCUAGCCUGUUUGAUCUAAAUAGCUUGUGCCAAAGCCUCAAAACUAUCAGAUAGUAUAAAAGAUGAUAAAUCGAUUUUCCAAUGCCCAUGCGCAUGGUGCAAUGAUCAUAACUAAGGACUUUGAAAGGUCUUCUUGCUUGAAGCAAGCCAUGGGUAUUGACCUUUUGGUUGGCCAUUAACCAAGCAAAAGCCUUGGCCUUUGAUGGAGCUUUAGAUUUCCUUGUAAAUUUUGUUAUGGAGAAAAGAAUUGAAGUUGAUUGCUUGGACAAGGUUGAUAAUAAAGAUUUUAUUGUGAAUAAGUCUGGAGAAGAUAAUGACCAAAUUCUCACAUUGGAAAGGAUGGUGAGAGGAUCACACGAGCAAAAGAUGACAUGAGUUUUUCAAGAUCUUCUAUCUCUAGAUUAGUGAGGUUUCUACGAAUAGAUGAAAUAAAAGAAUUUCUAAUUGUGACAACUGUGAAAAGAUUUAGAAAUUGAGAACAAAGAAGUUGAUCUCCCCACCAACAAUCUUCCCAAAAAUGAAUCUUUGCCCCUUCUUCUUACCUUAUAGCAGAUGUUAUAGGCAAAUUCUUGGAAAACCUAUGCAAUGGCUUUCCAAGGACAAUAAUGCGACCACUUGACUAAAAUGUUGGCAUCCUUAACCAUUAGGAUGUGUCCCAUAGACACUCAAUAUGACCUUAUGUUAAAGAACAAUACUUUACUUAGAAAACCUCCAAAGCCACUUCCUUAAGAGAGCUCUAUUCCUUAAAGAAACCUUUGAAAACCAAAACCUCCUUCCUUCUUUGGCUUUCGCGCUUUUUUUUUAAUAGGUAAAUUUUUGUCCCCAUUGGGACUUGAACAUGGAACCUCCUACAAACCCUUCCCAUCUCUUGACUUACACACUUGAUCCCAACUAAUAAGGUGAUAUCUUUUUCCCUCCCCCAACCAUUGACCAAAGAAAGGCCCAUUGCAUGUUCUUAAUCCUAGUCGCUAUUGAUAAUGAGAUCUUAUAUAUAGAAAGGUAGUUCUUAUCAAAAAUAUAUAGAAAGGUAGUGACUAGGGAUGUGAGACAAAUAAGAAGGAAUUAGCUCUAUUCUCCCUGUGAAGGACAAACAAGCUUUUUUCCAUCCAUCUAGUCUAUGUGAAAUUCUAUCAAUCACUAGCCUUGAGUUUUCCCCUAGUGGGGGACCAAGUAGGUGAACUUAAGGUUAUACAAAUCUUUCCAGCAAACUGCAAGUGUGACACCCUAGUUCAACUCUGCCCUACUUGGAAGCCUUCCAAGAUGCAUCACUUCUUUACUCUCAACAAUAUCCUACUUAAGGCAUCAACUGCCAUGGUGAAGAGGAAAGGGGAAAAAUGAUCUUCUUGCCUUGAACCUUUGGUUGCUUUGAAUGAUCCUCCAGCACUUCCAUCCACUAAGACUAAAAAAUUUGUUGAAGAAAUGCAAACCCCCUCAUCCAAGAUCUCCAUCUUGGAUUAAAUCCUUUCCUUUCUAGUGCAUGAUCUAGAAAACCUCAGUCACAUGAUCAUAGACCUUUUCAAAAUCGAUCUUAAAAACCACUCCUUCCUUUCCUGAUUGUCUUUUUUCAUCCACCAUUUUAUUGCCUAUCAGUACCACAUUUAAAAUAUCUCCAUUCAAUGAAAAAUCCCUAUAAGACAUGAAUAGUUUCCUGAAGGACUCAUCAGAUACGAUUAAAUAAAACUUUAGCUAUGAUCUCAUACAGACUUGUGACUUAAUUAAUAAGCUUGACAUUUGAAAUUUUGUUGGUCUAACUUCUUUUUAGCACAGGUGCUAUAAAGAUGGAAUUGGUGCUUUGGUUUUAUUAUUGCACUAUUAUGAAACUCCAUAAACAGUCUUAAUAAACCCUUUACCACAUCCCUACACUCCUGAAACGCAACUAUGGUAAAACUAUUAUGGCUAGGAGCCUUUUCCUUGUCUAAUUGAAAGUUAGCUUAUCGACCCUUCUCUACGGAAAAGGGUGAUUCAAUCAAUUAGCACUCUCUUUUGAAACAGGAUACUUGUUGAGCUCUCCUAACCUUCAAGAAUCUCUAAAGGGCUUGGAAUAUAACUUUUAAAAAAAAACUCAGUCUCUCCUUGCUUUUAAUAUUAUCUCAAGUUGCCCCUCCUUAUGGAAAAACUUAAAGAGUUGCAAUACCCUUCUUUUACCCAUCUUACCUUAGCCUUUUGUCUCCAAUGCACCUCUUCCCUUAGCAACAAAUCCUCCAUCUCCCCCUUAAGGCCCUAAAAGUUAGAAUCUUGGGAGAUUAAUUUUCUUCUUGUUUGCUGGCAUCAAUGUUUGCUGUCUUUGAUUUUAUUCUUUUUCGUCUCCUUUAAAUCUCCAAAAGAUACCUAAUUUCAUUAUUUCAGUUUUGUUUUGACAUACUAUAGUCUUUUCAUGAAUCUAUGACCUUCCUACUCCUCAACCUGAAAUUCUUUCCAUCAUAAGCUAAUAUUUUCCUUGAAAUUGGGUGGAGUAGCCACAUGUUUUAAAACCUGAAUGGAGCUGGUCCCCACUUGAAUGGACUGGUAUCUAAGACAAUCAGCCAAUGGUCAGAGGAAAAUCUCAGUAAAGCUUCUUGAAGACUCUGGGGAAAACUUUGCUCCCCUUCAUUUGACAAUAAAAUCCAUCCAAUUUCUUGCAAACAAGGGAUUCUUGCAAAUUGGACCAGGUAAAUGAGGCACUCCUAAGAGGGGGAUUGGCUAACUUGCUUUCUUUAACGAAAUCAUCAAAAUCUCUUGUGCUAGGGGUUAAUAUAGAACCUCCCAACUUCUCUGAUAUCCUCUUGAUGACGUUAAACAAACCAACCCAACCCUCACGAAGGUUAAACCAUGGGUAUGUAGGAGCCUUAUUUAGCUGUCUUGAAUUUGAAACGACAUAUUUUUUAGGUUUUUUAAGUUAAUAUAAAAGGGUGAUACAACAGUGAAAGGAUAGAAGAGAAAGAAAUUUGGUGUUCACUUUCUUUAUUGUAUUAGAUGAAUGAGGGAAAACGUCUUUGCAGCAUUUCUUGUAUAUUUCCAUUAAGUUAGUUUACAUAGUCACAGACCUUGUACUCCUGCGGGGUUCUCAAACAACCCUAUAUUAGAGGGAGCUCAAUUAUGAUCACCUCUAUGAGUAUAAUAUUUUUUUUUUGGUUAGGAAACGACAAAGGGAUAUAUUGAUAAAAAGGAAGUACAAGAGAAGGAUGAGGAAUCCUCCCACCAAAGAAAAACAAAACUACAAGGAAUCAAAUAUAAGAAAAUACAAAGUAAAAACAAACAAACUCUCUAGGUUAGACCAACCCAUUGGAAUUACACACCGCUAACCAAUCAAGUUGUAACACGUUCAGGGGAGUCCCCUUAAAAACCUUGGAACAAAAAGCCCAAAGAGAAGUAAGGAAAUGAAUAGAAUCCCAAAGGUUCUCUGAAUUCCUUAUUUUAUCCUAAAAAAUCCUUGCAUUUCUUUCCCAUCACACUACCCAAAUUAAAGCGAUGCACGCAGCUUGCCAUAAAACAAUCCCUCUCUUAGAAAAUCCAAAACUGUUAAAAUUGGUAGACAACAUGUCAGAGAUGCUCCUCGGGGGGACCCAAUCCGUCUUGACUAACUGAAAUAAUUUGUGCCACAACCCCAUCGUCAAAGAACAAUGGAGAAAAAGAUGAUCUACUGAUUUUCCAUACUUCAUGCACAACUUACAAAUGUCAAGACCAAGUGCUUUGUAGGGUCUUCUCGAUAUCAAGUCAUUAGUAUUUACCUUCUCUAUGGGUAUAAUAUUAUGAGAGUUAGACAGACAUGCAUUGCUUUAUUUGCAACUAUGAUCAGUAGCUACUUUACCUAGCUUUGUCUAUGGCAGGCAUCUUGUUGCCAAGUACGUGUUGUCAGUUUUUAUUUACAAUUAGCAGGUACAGGCUGGUUUGCCAGAUUACCAGGCAGAUUUAGAAGCUGAGGAUGGAAGUAUCAAAGCAUGCUCAAGAAUAAUUUAAUUGUUAAGAACCAGUAAUGAGUUGAAGUUGAUAAAAAGAUUGAUGCUAAUAGUGCUACAGUUGCUGGGGAGUGGCCAGCAGGCCUGUAUUGAACUCAUCUUGGUAAUAUGUGAGAUUUUCUUGGUGUACAGAGUGUCAACCACUGCUGAUUCCUCUCAAGAUUGGGUGCACAUAUCCCAUGGUUUAUGAGGUAGACUGCAGGUUGACAGUGUAAACUGGAAAUGCUUGCCCUUGUCAGAAUGGAUAUAUUGCAGCAUACUUACCAAAACCCAGGUUAAGACUAAUACAGCAUGCUUGCACAAUCUAGGCCAUUGCUGGGUGCCUGACUCAAGGAGCAACAUUGAAAUGGACUUGUGCCCCAGAAAGAGCAAUGGAAGCAACAUUUCAGGACUUGCUGCUGGGGUAUCUGAGGCUUCCUUGUGAUUGCUUUGCAUUGAUUGGCAGAAGUAGUGGAGUAGGGUGAAGUGAAGAUAUAUGCUAUGGAGGAAAGAAAGAAACACUGGAAAACAGCGGGUGAAGUGAAUUUGAUCACAAUUUAUGUCAUAUAGAUGCAUAUUCAUGUUGGUUGUACUUGGUCUUGUUUCAUUUCUUCUACUGCAUGUUACUAGAAAGUUAGGAGUUAAAAGUUUGUUAUUGUACAAGUGUGUUUGUGUUGGUAUCGUAGAAUAAAUUCCAACGAAUGUCUUAUUAAGUUAUGAUCCACUAGUUAAAACCUUAAGUUAUUUUCAAUUUUAUUGUAAUUUCUCUUUCUUCUAAUGCAUAUAAGAGAUUUUGUCGAUA